Messenger RNA from Pochonia chlamydosporia 170, 1041 nucleotides. Its product is annotated as NAD dependent epimerase/dehydratase. Bases 1 to 1041 code for a protein of 346 amino acids. The record is from RefSeq and is a predicted model, not a curated record. NCBI's taxonomy places the organism in Eukaryota, Fungi, Ascomycota, Sordariomycetes, Hypocreales, Clavicipitaceae. Gene Ontology annotation, molecular function: oxidoreductase activity, acting on the CH-OH group of donors, NAD or NADP as acceptor. The transcript has a single exon.
AUGCUACCUCCAGACUCUCCCUUGGUUCUCGUCACAGGAGGAUCUGGCUUCGUUGCCUCUCAUCUUAUCGUCCAUCUCCUAAAACAAGGAUACACAGUCCGCACAACCAUUCGGUCACACUCAAAAGAAGCAGAAGUCAGACAAGCAAUUACGCACGCCGGUGUAAACGCCAAAGAUAGACUCACGUUUAUCAUUGCCGACUUGACAAAAGAUGAGGGCUGGUCAAACGCAAUGAAAGGAUGCAGCUUCGUGCACCACGUCGCAUCGCCUUUUCCAUCCGCAGCUCCCAAAGACGAAAACGACUUGAUUCGACCGGCAAAAGAAGGGACACUCCGUGUAUUGAGAUUUGCUCGUGAUGCUGGCGUCCAACGAGUCGUCUUUACGUCGUCCUUUGCUGCGAUUGGAUAUGGCCAUGUACAGAAGAGGUCGUUCACUGAAGAAGACUGGUCUGUGUUAGAUGGAGAGGUUGCUGUGCCUGCAUACCACAAGAGUAAGAUAUUGGCGGAGAAGGCUGCUUGGGGCUUUGUCAAUACGGAGGGCGGGUCGCUUGAAUUGUCGGUCAUUAAUCCCACGGGUAUAUUUGGCCCUGUUCUGAGCAAGGAUUACUCGUCGUCCAUUGAAAUUAUCAAGAAUAUGAUGGUUGGAAAUGUCCCUGCGUGUCCACGGAUUUCGUUUGGGGUGGUGGAUGUUCGAGAUCUCGCUGAUUUGCAUAUUCGAGCAAUGGUUGAUGAAGCAGCGAAGGGGCAGCGAUUCAUCGCUACUUGUGAUGACGGACCGGCUUCGAUGAUUGGGAUUGCGAAUAUGGUUCGGAAACAUUGCUCUGAGUUUGCGUCGAAGCUACCGAGUAGGGAGAUCCCUAAUUUUGUUUUCCAUGUGGUGGCUCUCUUUCGGUCGGGAUAUCGUGGCAUGCUUCCGGAGCUGGGGGUUGUGAAGCGCAUACAUAAUGAGAAGGCGAAGACGACUUUGGGGUGGGUUCCGAGGUCGAUUGAGGAAUGUAUUUGUGAUACGGCUGAUAGCUUGGUUGCACAUGGAGUUGUGUAG